Aspergillus wentii DTO 134E9 is the source of this 1284-nucleotide messenger RNA. RefSeq names its product class I SAM-dependent methyltransferase. NCBI's taxonomy places the organism in Eukaryota, Fungi, Ascomycota, Eurotiomycetes, Eurotiales, Aspergillaceae. The record is from RefSeq and is a predicted model, not a curated record. The coding region runs from base 51 to 878 and encodes 275 amino acids. The transcript has 2 exons.
AAAACAUACACCCAUCUUACCAUAUAAAUAUUCAUCAAUCUAAAAUAAAAAUGCCCGAAUCAGCAACCUACACCCACGGCCACCAUCCCUCCGUCCUACAAGCCCACUCCUGGCGCACAGCAACCAACUCAGCCGCCUACCUCCUCCCCCAUCUGACAUCCUCAUCCAACUCUUCUCUCAAAAUCCUCGAUCUAGGCUGCGGCGCCGGCACCAUCACCGUCGACCUCGCAGCGCACGCUCCACACGCACACAUCACCGGUCUCGACAUCAGCGAGGAUGUACUCCGCCGCGCGCGAACUCUCGCUACACAACGCGGUAUCUCCAAUAUCGAGUUCGCGACUGGUGAUGCGAACUCCCUUCCCUACGAGGAUGGCACUUUUGAUAUCGUCCACGCUCACCAGGUUCUGCAGCAUGUUUCUGAUCCGGUUGGCGUGUUACGGGAGAUGAAGCGUGUGACGAAAGUCGGGGGCAUUGUGGCUGCGCGAGACGCGGAUUAUGGUGUGUUCGUGUGGUAUCCUGAGACGGAGGGGUUGGAGAGAUGGAGGGAGCUGUUUUGUGGUGUUGCGAGGCGGAAUGGAGGGGAUUUGCAUGCGGGGAGGAAGCUGCAUGUAUGGGCUAAGCAGGCUGGGUUUACGGAUGUGAGCUGUUCGACGAGUUCAUGGUGUUAUAGCCAGCGCGAAGAAGUGAGGAUGUGGAGUGAGACGUGGGCUGAGCGAACAGCGGGGGAAGGAUCGUCGUUUGUUAAGUCGGCGGUGGAGGCGCAGUUGGCGACGAGGGAGGAGUUGGAGCGCAUUGCUGCGGCGUGGAGAAGAUGGGGAGAGGAUAAGGAUGCAUGGAUUUCAGUGCCGAGUGGUGAGAUUAUUUGUCAGAAGAUCUAAACAUUGCAUUUGCUAUACUAGAUCUGUCUUGUUCUAGUGUACAUCUUUCCAGAUCGUUAUAGAUCAUUGUCUAGCCCUCGUAGCCAGCUCCGUCACUUUGAUAUCUGGAUUGGCCAGGACAAGAGACAAACAGUUGAUGAAAACAUGAGUAAAAUCCUUUAACAUUUCAGGGAGAACCCUCCGCUCCCGGUAUGUGAGAUAGCUAGUGAUACCGUCAUCGAACUCAUCGACACAGAGUUCAAAGUCGCUCAGCGAGAUGUCGAGUGUAUCAUGCUCUAUUCAAGACAAGGCUUCCCUCUCGCAUGGUGGGGGUUUGAAUUGGGAAUCUGGAUGACGGCGAUGGUUUAAAAGGGUAUUCAGCAGCCCUGGGUUGAGCUCGCGAGCGGUGUCGACGGCGGCAAAUGGA